ACGAAACUAGAGCAAGCGAACGGCUGCUGGCACCGGUGGAUAGAUAGAAAAAUCUCAUUUACCUCAAAACCGCCACUAACAUCCGACCAGUAACUAGCGGCUACGUCGACCGUAUCUAUUCUUCAGCUUUUCCUGACCGGGAAGGAUGGCGCUCUCAUGGCUCCUUGGCAAGGCCCUGAGAAUCUUCAGCUGUCAGGGGUAUAGCGCUUCGCGACAAGGGCGUGGUGUGCCCGAAUGUGCUGUAAAUUAAUACUAAAAUAUGCGCGUAUGGCUUGCUGUGAUGGCUAAAAUGCCUGAUUCGUAAUCGGUCUGUUUAAUAAGUGCCUUCCAUUUUGUUCUGCGCUGUCGCACUUAUUUUUGAGUCCCAAUUUCCUUCCGUACUUUUGGUCACCAUCAUGAGAAACGUGCGAUGAUGUUACGAGUACGAUUAUUGCCCGCUUGGGCGUGCUUAGUCGCAUCUCUCGUAGGGGCAGCAGAAAUAGUAUAUGUUACUGAUCUUUCUAUAUUCACAGUAUUAGCACCUUGUGCAGCCAGCGCCAUCUCCGAGAACGUCCAGUCGCAGACCGCUGAACACUGUCCCGAAGCUGUCACGGAUCUUCAAUCAUGCGUCUGUACGAAAGAUAAUAACUUCGCCUCGAUAUCGUCAGGAAUUUCGAAGUCUGUCAGUUAUAGUUGCGGCUCGACGGCAUCGGAGGACCAAGCGAGUGCGUCCAGUGUGUUCGAAGCGUACUGUAACCAAGACUCCAUUACACCGUUUCCGACCCCUACGAGCCCCGUCACACAAUACAUUACCGAUUUCCCAGCAUGGCAAGAGCUCGCGCCAUGCGCCGCGGGAGGUCUAUCUUACAUUGUUCAGAGCAUGACAUACGACCUGUGUCCGGCGGAACCAAGUCUUCUCGCGACAUGCGUAUGCGGCAAAAACCAAAAUUCCCUGCGUGCUAGUCAGAGCAUCAAUACGUCAGUAAAAUCCUCAUGUUCAUCGCAUACGGCGGAUAUCGAGUCGGCACAGGCCGUAUUUGCGGCCUACUGUGGAUUGGUCGAUGGAACUACUUCUUUCCCAACAACUUCAGACCCGCCUGGAGAUAUGACCUAUUAUAUAACUGCGCUACCGGAAUUCAGCUCAUUGGCCUCUUGCGCACAGUACGCGGUAUCAUGGGAAAUAUUAUCGCAAACCAAUUACCUCUGUCCUAGCGGUCCACAGGCACUCGCCUCUUGCGCCUGUAUUAAGAGCGGCAUGUCUAAUUACUUAAGUAACGCCAUUACUUCGGACGUGAAAUAUUCCUGCGAUUCGACUGCGACAGAAGAUGUUAGUAUCGCCUUGCGGCUAUUCGACACGUACUGUAGCGCUGCAAAAGGGCUAACAACAGUUGGCGGAGUCACUGAAUCAGUGCAACAAACAUCUGCUACAGGGAACAGCGGGGUAUCUUCACCAAAGGAGACCGGAGUUGCUGGUGGCUCCGAGACAUCUAGCUCUAGUGGAUCAAAUGGGGGUACGGAAGGGGUAGGAAAGCCUGGAGAGGCCAAUAGUAGCCCGAACAUAGGCACGAUCGUGGGGGCAGCGGUAGGCGCCGCAGCGGGCGUCGCAAUUUUCGGUCUUGUGGCGUUCUUCUUCUGGCGACGAUCGCGACUCAAUCGUGGGUACAACCAACCUGUGCCCUCCUCUGCAGGCGCCGAAUUUGGUGGGAAGCCAGAGCUUGAUGGGGGCUCGAAUUUAAGUCCAUCGAAGGGGCAUGCGAUAGCACGGGUCGAUAACGUAUCUCCGAUUUCUGCCAGUUCGCCAAACACAUCGGAGCUCCAGGACAACAGUGCCUAUUCUCCGCUUCAGAAUCCAAAUCAAGGCGCAUAUUCCCCACAGACGGCGGGCCAACAUUAUCCGUAUAGCGCAUCCGAGGCAUAUAGUCAACCAUUAUACGAAGCGCCAGGCCAUCAUGGACCGCAAGUGCAUGAAGCACACGGCCAACCUAGAGCAGAGCUUCAAGGCAUGGGCUGGCAAUCUGGACCCGUAGCUGAGUAUCAUGAAAUGGACGAGAUUCGGAGGGGGUAAUAAUCUAUAGUUAUUCGGUACAAUAAUAAUAAACGCAUAGUGAUUCAGAUGGCACCAUCCCAAAACUACCUACCCAGGUACCUGGGUAGUAUAUGUGUGAACAUAAAAAGAUUUAGGUAGAUAAUUGAGGAUAAAAUUUACUUGUAUAAUAUUGAAUGGUAUGCCCGAGUCACAUUUCAUCCGGUAUAUUUCAAUAGAGGUUGUAGGUAUAAUGUUUAUUGCGAAUGUAUUUCUCCUUUAUUG
Molecule: messenger RNA, 2287 nt
Organism: Hypoxylon trugodes
Lineage: Eukaryota; Fungi; Ascomycota; Sordariomycetes; Xylariales; Hypoxylaceae
Exons: 7
Coding region: 410-2044 (544 amino acids)
Source: RefSeq, a predicted model, not a curated record